AUGCCCAAGGAGCUGCAGCCCGCGCUGGGCCCGGCCAGCAACAUCUCUAUUAGAGCCAGCCCUAUUGCGCUGCAAAGGGGUUUCCUGGAGCUCUCUUCCAUACCUCCAGUGCUGCGUCCAGUAGUUCGAGCGUAUGUGUUCGGCUAUGUGUCGGCCGUGGGUCCCCGGAUCUUGACCCUCAUCUUGCAGCGUCUCACCCGGCGGAAAAGGAGGCGACUCUCUCAGGGGUAUGACACGGACACAUCCACGUUUCGCCAAUCAGCCCUGCACAUACUCAAGACUGGUUUCGAUGUCAAACGCUUUCCCACAUUCUGUGCUGUUCUGGCGGGCGGGAGCACGCUCUUGCAGGGGCCUCUAAAAGCUGUCAUCAACAAACUCGCAGUCAGCCUCAGCCAAGACGCCCGAAAAAGAUUCGUCAGAUGGUUGUCAACCUUCGUCUCAUCAUGGGUCGCCCUGAAGCUCCUUCACUGGGCCUCAAGUCCAGCCUACUCGAGGUGGACGACAAAGAAGGACAAUGGCGAACAGGGUGAACCGCGCCUGGUUCAGCUUGGUGGUAGAACUUUGGACCUUACCUUGUUCACUGCCACACGGGCAGUGGACGUAAUCGUCGGGGAGCUUUGGUCGCAACAUCGUGCACGUCGGAAGGCUGCCCACAGAUGGACUUGGAUUGAACAAUUCGUCACCAGCAUGAUUGAUCCGGCCGUCUUCUCUGUCUCAUGUGCCUUCAUCAUGUGGUCCUGGUUCUACUACCCCAACAACCUGCCACCCAGCUACAACAAAUGGAUCACUUCCGCCGCUUCUGUCGAUCUCCGCCUCAUCGAGGCCCUCAGGCGCUGCAAGUUCAACGAGCUUCGUUACGGAGAAGACACGGGCGCGGCUCCCUUGCUCGGAUCAAUGUGCGUCGACCACAACCUGCCCUACGAGUGGGGUGAUCCAGAGAAAGCGAUACCAUUCCCAUGCGAGAUUGUCCACAUGGGUUGUGGAUCCAGCUGUGAAUACCACGCCCUCAGCCGCCUUGUCAGAUCCUGGAAGUGGUCGAUGUAUACGUAUCUACCUCUCGCCCUGGCCUUCAAGCUGCGGAAGCCGACGCAGAAGAACAUUGUCUUCGCCUUCCUUUCCGCAGCUAGGUCCUCGGCGUUUCUGGGUACCUUCAUCAUGCUCUUCUACUAUGGCGUGUGUCUAGGCCGAACGAGAGUCGGCCCGCACAUCAUUGGCAAGGACAUUUCGAGCCGUCAAAAGAUUGAUAGUGGAGUCUGCGUCGGCACAGGCUGUUUCUUGUGCGGAUGGAGUGUGCUCAUUGAGACGGCGAGCCGGCGCAAGGAUAUGGCUCUCUUCGUGGCGCCGCGCGCGCUAGCGACUGUGGUGCCCCGAAAAUACCCCAUCGAGAAGCAAUGGCAGGUGUCUUGGGGGGACUACUGA
Molecule: messenger RNA, 1419 nt
Organism: Emericellopsis cladophorae
Lineage: Eukaryota; Fungi; Ascomycota; Sordariomycetes; Hypocreales; Bionectriaceae
Exons: 5
Coding region: 1-1419 (472 amino acids)
Source: RefSeq, a predicted model, not a curated record